Messenger RNA from Heterostelium album PN500, 2151 nucleotides. It is a transcript of the gene thrS1, whose product is annotated as threonyl-tRNA synthetase. Gene Ontology annotation, biological process: threonyl-tRNA aminoacylation. The record is from RefSeq and is a predicted model, not a curated record. NCBI's taxonomy places the organism in Eukaryota, Evosea, Eumycetozoa, Acytosteliales, Acytosteliaceae. The transcript has 4 exons. Gene Ontology annotation, cellular component: cytoplasm. Bases 1 to 2151 code for a protein of 716 amino acids. Gene Ontology annotation, molecular function: threonine-tRNA ligase activity; ATP binding.
AUGUUGUUUUACCAAAAUUCACUACAUCAAUUACAAACUGCUGCUGAAACCACUGCUGCACCAGUUGCCGCUGCUGCUGCUGCACCAAAGCAACAACAACAAAAGCAACAACAACCAAAGAAAGAGAAGCCAGGAAAGGUUCAAUUGAAUUUGGUUAACCCAGAGUACAUCACUGAGAGAAUCAAGAUUUGGGAUGAAUUAAAGGCAAAGCAUGAUGCUGAAAUUGCCAAUCUCCCAGAUGUACCAAUUAAAAUUACAUUACCAGAUGGAAAGGUUGUCGAUGGUUUCGCUGGAAAAACCACUCCAUAUUUGGUGGCAAAGGGAAUCAGUCGUGGUUUGGCCGACGCCAUUGUAUCGUCUUUGGUAGACGAGCAAAUCUGGGACAUUGCAAGACCAUUGGAGAAAGACUGUAAUUUGGUACUCUGCAAGUUCGACUCUGAAGCCGGUAAGAAGACCUUCUGGCAUUCCUCUGCACACAUCCUCGGUCAAGCAAUGGAGCGUAUCUACGGUGGCCAACUCUGUAUUGGUCCAGCAACCAACGAGGGUUUCUACUAUGACAUGGCCAUGUCCGACAACAAGAUCGUUUCCUCCGAAGACUAUGCCACCAUCGUCGAAGUCGCCAACAAGAUCGUCCAAGAGAAGCAAGCAUUCGAGCGUUUGGCCGUGCCAAGAGAUCUCGCUCUCCAGCUGUUCAAGUACAACAAAUACAAAACUGAGAUUAUCUCCAAGAUUCCAGCUGAGGACACCGUCUCGUUGUACCGUUGCGGUACUUUGGUCGAUUUGUGUCGUGGUCCACAUCUUCCAAACACCAGCUACGUCAAGGCAUUCAGCGUCGUCAAGAACUCCUCUGCCUACUGGUUGGGUAAGGCUGAGAACGAUCCACUCCAACGUGUCUACGGUAUUGCAUUCCCAGACAAGAAGCAACUCGAAGAGUACCAGAACUUCAUGAAGGAGGCUGCUCUGCGUGACCACAGAAACGUCGGUAAGAACCAAGAGUUGUUCUUCUUCCAUCCAUACUCACCGGGAUGUGCAUUCUUCUUGCCACACGGAACCAGAAUCUACAAUCGUCUCGUCGAGUUUAUUCGUCACGAGUAUCACCGUCGUGGAUUCACCGAAGUCAUCACCCCAACCAUGUUCUCACAGCAGUUGUGGGAGGAAUCCGGUCAUUGGGCUAAAUACGGUGAGAACAUGUUCAACUUGAAGUGUGACGAUCAAAACUACUCGUUGAAGCCAAUGAACUGUCCAUCGCAUUGUUUGAUGUUUGGUAAUCGUUCGAGAUCGUACCGUGAGUUGCCAAUUCGUUUCGCCGACUUUGGUGUCUUGCACAGAAACGAGUUGGCCGGUGCAUUGACUGGUCUCACCCGUGUCCGUAAGUUCCAACAGGACGACGCACACAUUUUCUGUACCCCAGACAUGGUCGAACAAGAAAUCUCGUCAUGUCUCGAAUUCAUGCAACACGUAUACGGUAUCUUUGGAUUCGAAUUCCAACUCGAGUUGUCCACCCGUCCAGAUAAUCAUUUGGGUACUGCCGCGCAAUGGGAUGUCGCUGAAAAUUCUUUGAGAGAUGCAUUGAAUAAAUUUGGAAAGCCAUGGAAAUUAAAUCCAGGAGAUGGUGCAUUCUAUGGUCCAAAGAUUGAUAUUCAAAUUUUCGAUGUAUUGAAGAGAGCACAUCAAUGUGCUACCAUUCAAUUGGACUUCCAAUUGCCAAUUAGAUUCGAGUUGGAGUAUAUGGGUAGCGGACCAGAGGAACGUCAUCGUCCAGUCAUUAUCCAUCGUGCCAUUCUCGGUUCCGUCGAAAGAAUGAUGGCCAUCUUGAUUGAACACACCGCUGGAAAGUGGCCAUUCUGGGUAUCACCACGUCAAGUGUUGGUCGCCACCGUCUCUGAGAAGUUUGCCGACUACGCCAAGAGCGUCACCAAGACUCUCACUGACGCCGGUUUCUACGCCGACGUCGAUCUCUCUGACAAGACCCUUCCAAAGAAGGUCAGAGAGGCUCAAUUGUCCCAAUACAAUUACAUCUUGGUCGUCGGUGAAGAGGAAUUGAACAACAACACUGUCAACGUCAGAACCAGAGACAAUGUCGUUCGUGGAUCCAUCACCGUCGAUGCUUUAAUCGAAGAGUUCAAACUCAACAACAAGGAAUUCAAAUAA